Molecule: messenger RNA, 1438 nt
Organism: Paramecium sonneborni
Lineage: Eukaryota; Ciliophora; Oligohymenophorea; Peniculida; Parameciidae
Source: the annotation of a GenBank genome assembly
AUGUAUAAAAAAUUUAUAUUGUUUACUUUGAUUCUAUCUUAUGUCUACACAAGAACAAUUAAGUUGAGAAAAUCAAAAUUAAUACACAUCCCAUUAACUUAAAAAGGUUAAAGAGUUUAAGAUGCUAUAAAAUCAUCAAUAGAAUCAGAUUUACGUAUUUCAUUUGAGUUGAGUCAUGAAGACAAAGAAUAAAUCAAAAAUUAAAAUUUGCUUUUAGAAAAUCUAGAUAGACUUUAAUAUGCAUAUUAAUUAUCAUAUAUUCCAUUGAGGUUUAAAAUAUAUCAUAAAUUUAAUUUAGAAAUUCAUACAAUGCUUAAUAUUUUGGAAAAAUAGAAUUAGGUUAAAAAGAAUAAAAUUUUGAUGUUUUAUUUGAUACAGGUUCUUCUUAUACGUAAUAUAUAUAAAUAAUUUCUAAUUUAGUUGGGUAGCAUCAAAAGACUGUCAUACUUGUUAAUAAGUUGGAGUAAAACACUUCUUUAAUUGUGAAACUUCAGAAAGCUGUACUAAAUUAAAUAAGAAAAUUAAAUUAUAAUAUGGAACAGGGAGAGCUGUAGCAUAAUUUAUGACUGAUAAUUUAAAAAUAGCAUAGCUGUUAAUUUAAAAUUAAACUAUAUUAAUUUUAGAUGAAUUAACAGAAAUAUAAAAUUUUGAAGGUGAUGGUUUAGCAGGACUUGGUUUUAGUACAUUAAGUGAUGGAUAUCCAACACUUAUUGAUAAUCUUUUUACUUAAAAUUUAAUUGAUAAAAAGGUUUAUAAAUUUUCUAUUUUAGGAAUUUUCAAUUUAUUUAACAGAUGUAGAAAAUAAGAAUGAUCUUUAAUCUAAAUUAAUAUUGGGGGGUAAAUAAGAUGAUUUAAGUGAUCAUGAUGAUUAAUGGCAUUAUUGUGAUGUUAUAAACAACAACUAUUGGGCUAUAUUAGGAGAUCAUAUAUCAUUUGUAUCUAAGGAUGGCAAAAAAAGAAGAUCAUUAAAAUCUAUUUAACCUGUUCAUUAUUCAGCAGAUGAAAAGUCUGAUAUUUUAUAUACAUCUCUUUUUGUUAUUGAUUCAGGAACAUCACUUAUAGUUUUAUACUAAAAAGAUCAUGAGAGACUCGUUGAAUAUUUGAAUGAUUUUGGAAUCGAAUGUUUUGAUAGUAUUUAAUAUGAAGGAAUAACAGAAUGUAAUUAACCUAAUAUAGAUGAAUAUCCUAAUUUUGAAAGUUUAUAUUUUUAAAUUAUUCUAUUAGUAUCUUUAUGUGGCAAAUUGUUUACAAUCCCUCCUGAGAAAUAUUUAUUAUGUUCAUUCUUUGAAUGCUAUUUAAUGAUAACACCAUUUGAUGAAAAAGUUUCAAUCUUAGGAGAUCUAUUUAUGAGAGAAUAUUAUACUCAUUUUAUAGAAGAAGUAUAUAUAUUAGAGAAUAUUAGACACCUAGAAAGAUUGGUUUCAUUAGAGCUGUAUGA